AUGAUCAACCUAAUCUUGUUCAUUCUGGACGGAUUCUCAAGCUUGUCCGGAACAGGGCUAGGCGCAAACUCCUUCCAAACAAGCACAACAACCAACCCCACCAUCCCAACAGUGAUCCCGAACAGCAAUCCCUGCUUCUUUCUGGCAGACUUAUCCAGUAGAACGGAGUUGACACUUUCCAGAGACAGCGGCUGGUUCGUCAUUGCAUACUGUGAAGCCGACAGCUCGAUCACCUUCCCAAAGUCGCCUCCGGAAACCUGCAAAUUCGAGAGAAACUCGAUAAGUGGCAUCAAGUUGUCGUUUAUUGUUUGCAUUCGGAUUGGCUCGCAAAUCAUCAAGUUCUUGGAAACCGACUUCCUCAGCAAUGACGAGUCGGCGUUCGAGUUGCCGGUGAGAAUGGGAAUGAAUGGCUUGUCGAUCAAGGUCGGAAGCAGAUAG
Molecule: messenger RNA, 438 nt
Organism: Ogataea philodendri
Lineage: Eukaryota; Fungi; Ascomycota; Pichiomycetes; Pichiales; Pichiaceae
Exons: 3
Coding region: 1-438 (145 amino acids)
Source: RefSeq, a predicted model, not a curated record